AUGGCGGAAGAACAACAAGUUUCUUCGUGCAAAGUUUCGGCAAAAAAACCUUCAAAAGCGCGUGGAAAACCAAAACCGAAGCAAUUUCGUUGGGAAACAGGAAUGGUGGAAAACUUGAUAAAAUGCCUUCAAGCUUAUAAGAGUGAAAUGGAAUACAAAAACGUUGAUUUCGAUGGCGAUCGACCAGCUCAGUACACAUGGGUCAGACAAGAAAUGGCAAAGUUGUAUCCUUUGUGGUUGUAUGAUGAAGAUACCUCAAUAUUUGGACCUGUAUUUCUCUCCCCUCCAAAUAUACCAUUUUCGACCAUGUGCAAGGAAGAAAAAGAAGAAUAUACAAAGCAAAAUCAGGCUGAAAAUGAACUGACCAAGAAGGGAUAUUCACGAAUCAGGGAAAAGAUUAAAGAUAUAAGACAAAACUUUUCUCAAGCAGUGACAAACGGCCGACGAAGUGGAAGCGGAAAAAUCGUAUUCGAGUUCUACGAUGAAUUAGUUGUAAUCUGGGGAGGUUCAGCUGCCACUAAGCCCCUUGAAUUUGGUGUGAUAUCGGAUAACUUCCAGGGUGCAGAGCAGGAGAGUGAGGACAAUACCCUCGUGAAUUCAGUAGUAGUCGAAGAUGACAACGUAAACGAACAGACAACUUUAAAUGAGCAUGACAUGGCAGAUCUUGACCUCGAUAUUGGCCAGCCUGAUGGUAAUAUACAUGAUGUCAUCAAAGCAGCUGAAGUGGCCCAAAAAAGAAAAAUUAGUAACCAAAUCCCACACCUCAUUGACAAUAAGCGAAAGCACCUAGAGAAGGCUCUCUCAGCUGCACAGCGAGAUAAGCUGUUACUAAACGAGGCAAAAGAGGAUUCUACAUUUCGCAAAAAUUUGGCAGAAGCAACACGGCAGUCGACAGAAUCUUUUGCAAUUGCAUUAAAGGAUGUGAGCACUUCCAUCAUGAAUGUUGGAAAUGGAAUUUCUCGAUCUAUGGAAAUGAUGUCACAAGCUAUUAUGGCUCAGGUAAUGUCCAAUUCUCAGCCUCGGGGGCCAUUUAAUCAAAAUCUCUUUUACCAACAUGGUGAAAUGUCACACCCACCCCCAGUAUUUCAAACCCACAAUGGUAUGUACCCUCAUAACCCACCAUGUCCAAGUAAUAGCAACAUUGAACCAAACAACGAAUAA
Messenger RNA from Paramuricea clavata, 1161 nucleotides. Lineage: Eukaryota; Metazoa; Cnidaria; Anthozoa; Malacalcyonacea; Plexauridae. The record is from the annotation of a GenBank genome assembly.